Messenger RNA from Archocentrus centrarchus (flier cichlid), 2670 nucleotides. It is a transcript of the gene mettl25b, whose product is annotated as methyltransferase like 25B. Gene Ontology annotation, molecular function: rRNA (adenine-N6,N6-)-dimethyltransferase activity. The record is from RefSeq and is a predicted model, not a curated record. The coding region runs from base 205 to 1926 and encodes 573 amino acids. Gene Ontology annotation, biological process: rRNA modification. NCBI's taxonomy places the organism in Eukaryota, Metazoa, Chordata, Actinopteri, Cichliformes, Cichlidae. The transcript has 8 exons.
UCCACUGUAAACGUGAAAGUUGCAGUUAGCUACGGAAACAAGCUGGUGGCUAAAAGCAACUUUCACGUUCUGGAAUUAAAAGGAAAUAGUGUAAACGUUAUAAUUGUAAUUUAUGGAGAGAGCUUUGGUAUUUUAGUCACGCUUGGUCUUAAUUAGAAGCGGUAACGAGCUAACUCGCGUUAGCAUUAGCUCCAGGAUGUGGAGAUGUUUACACCAAGUUUCACAGCGGAGCAGCAGAGAGAGCUGGCCAAGAAACUCACCACCUUUCUGUCUCAGUACAGCCACCUGUCCGACUCCUACAUAAUUGAGUUCUUCACAGAAGAUCUGUGGCACACAUUACCCAGUAGCUGGCAGCCUGUGCUGCAGGACCUGUCAUAUCCACAGAUUGCAGACCUAUUGCUGGAUGCCACCAAUGAAGACAGGAGAUAUCCUUUGGUGUGGCCUCUGUCUCUCUUGGCUUUCCGUGCCACAGCUCAUGCCCUGGCAUUUCCCAGAGAGAGCAGGAGUGAGGGACAGAGGGUGUUGGGGUCAGUGAAGCCUGAGGAGUUCCUGGAAAAUCGUAGUCAGAGCUCCUUGCUGGGGCACAUUUUCAGAAAGCACGUUAAACCCAAGAAACAGCAUGAGAUCCGCAAGCUCGGCAUGCUGGUAAAACAACUUUGUGACCAGACUGACUGCAACAGAGUGGUGGAUGUGGGCUCUGGGCAGGGUCAUCUGACUCGUUUCCUGUCCUUUGGUCUUGGGCUUUCUGUGACUGCUAUUGAAGCUGAUCAAACCCUAGUUACCAUGGCAUCCAAGUUUGAUGGACAGUUACUGUGGGCAUUGGAGAAGGAGAAGCAGAAAAAGAAUUUGUCCACUCAGGUUCCUGCACACUCCUCUCCUCACCAUGUCGCAGGUUGGGUAAACCCCAAGGCAUCAUGGGAGUCUUUCAUCAGGCAGCUAAAAGCUGCAGAUUGUGUCAGUGAAGGUCCCCAAACUCCAUCUGGACCCAGCAAAAAGAAACUGCGGGGCUCUGAGCAACAGGGAAGCUUCCAUGUAAUCCAGACUUCUUAUGCUCACUCUGAUGCUAAAUCUCAAGAGUCUGAACUGUCAAAGCAACAAAAGUCAAACAAGAAGUCUGAAGAGGAGUUAGCUGAUGAAAACUGCUGCUCAUGCACUCAGUCUGUCUAUCAGGAGGGGGUAAACUCUGAGGUAGUCAGGUUGCAAGGCUAUCCAGACUUUGUCCUGACUGGUCUCCAUGCCUGCGGUGACCUCAGUGCCACCCUCCUUCGCCAUUUUGUCAACUGCCCGUAUGUGCGCGGCAUCACCUCAGUGGCAUGCUGUUACAUGAAAAUCACCACCAAAGAAAACCCCACCCCUCCGGGGCUGGUCAUACCACCCACUCCACCAACAUCAAGUCAGGAGUCAGUUUGCUCAGAGUUUGGGUACCCAAUGAGCUCCUGGGUGUGGGGGCUGCCGGGACAUCAGUUAUCCUAUAAGGCCCGAGAGGGCGCAUGUCACGCUGUGGAGGACUAUGUGCGGAGACUCAGGGAAGGAAGCGAGUUACUCAGGACGCACUGUUACAGAGCGAUGCUUGAGACUUUCAUCAGAGACACGAGGCCAGAUCUUCGCAGGGCAGGAAUCCAGACCAUCAAGAAAUCACACUUGUUACCUUUUACAGAAUAUGCCCGUUUGGGUCUGGCUCGGGUCAGCCUGCCUCCUGAGUUGCCCCUGGACCCAGUAAGAGUGGAGACCAUGUUGAAGGAGCAGGGCAGGGUGGUGGUGUACUUCAGCCUGACCCUACUGCUCGCCCCUGUGGUGGAGACGAUGGUGCUUCUGGACAGGAUGAUCUACCUCCAGGAGAAUGGUGUGGACAGUCAGCUAGUUCCUCUCUUCAACCCAAACUUCUCUCCAAGAAACUUUGUGCUGGUGGCUCUGAAACCUUGUUGAACUUGACGGGAAAAGGGAAUCCCACUUCAUCAUUUUUUUUUUGUUUGUUUUUAGGGAUUUAAAAAAAUGAAUUUUAAGAAAGGUUUUAAGCUUUUAUACUGCCUGAACAUCAUGAUCCUGUCAUAAUACAUGUCUUACUAGUUAUCACUCAAAGUCUUUAUGACAGCUCAGACAUGCAUGUUUGUGGCUUCAGUUUUCUUUGCAUGGUUUGGUUUUUGUAUACACAAAGAAUGUGUUUGUGGUUUUCCAUGUUUUAUUAUUACUAUUAUUACUUCUGCCAUUUUUGUAAAGGACAAAGGGAACAUCCUAUUUUAUAUACAGCCAUCCAUUUUCUUCUGCUUAUCCAAUUCAGUGUCUUGGAGGGGGGGGUGGAGCCUAUCCAGCUAUCAUGGGGUACACUUUGGACAGUCUAUAGCAGGGAAUAGAGAAUAGAAUAGAAUGCCUUUAUUGUUAUUAUACAGGAUGUACAAUGAGAUUGGAGGGCCACUCCUGUUCAGUGCCAUGCAAUAGAAAGUCAAAAAUAGAGAAAGACACUCGCAUUCACAACUGUGGCCAAUUUAGAGCUGCUAAUUGGACUGUGGGAGAGAGCCCACACAAGCAUGCGGAGAACAUGCAGACUCCGCAAAGCUGGCCAGUGUGUACCUUAUAGGAAUAAAUAAAACCUGUGCUUUCAGUAUUAGUGGGAGCAGUUCAUUGUUUUGUAUACCCAUACAGUGUGUCAUGUCUUUCUGCUGAUGAUGAAUG